Molecule: messenger RNA, 4388 nt
Organism: Monodelphis domestica (gray short-tailed opossum)
Lineage: Eukaryota; Metazoa; Chordata; Mammalia; Didelphimorphia; Didelphidae
Gene: UNC119B
Product: unc-119 lipid binding chaperone B
Biological process (GO): nervous system development; lipoprotein transport; cilium assembly
Cellular component (GO): cilium
Molecular function (GO): lipid binding
Source: RefSeq, a predicted model, not a curated record
UACGGCGCUGUGGGGGCGGCGGCGGCGGGGCGGCCAUCUUGGCGGCGGAGCGAUGAGCGGUUCGAACCCGAAGACGGCGGCGGCGGCAGCUGCGGCGGGGUCGGGGCCCGGGGGCCUGGGGACAACCAAGGACGAGAAGAAGAAGCCAGGCGGCGGCGUCCUGAACCGGCUCAAGGCCCGGCGCCAGCCGCCGUCCGCCGCCCAUCACCAUCCCGCGGACGGCGGCGGCAGCGGCUCCAGGAGGCCCGAGGCCAGGCGGGUCCCGCCGGUCACGGAGCAGGAGCUGCUGGCGCUGGAUACCAUCCGGCCAGAGCACGUCCUGCGCCUCAGCCGCGUCACCGAGAAUUAUCUUUGCAAACCCGAGGACAACAUCUACAGUAUUGAUUUUACCCGCUUCAAAAUUCGUGAUCUGGAAACGGGGACGGUGCUAUUUGAGAUUGCCAAACCUUCUGCUUCAGACCAAGAAGAGGAGGAGGAGGAGGAAGGUGGAGAGGUAGACACCAGUGCUGGGCGUUUUGUUCGCUAUCAGUUCACGCCAGCCUUUCUCCGGCUCCGAACAGUUGGGGCUACGGUCGAGUUCACGGUGGGAGACAAGCCGGUGUCCAACUUCCGAAUGAUUGAGCGGCACUAUUUUCGGGAGCGUUUGCUGAAAAACUUUGACUUUGAUUUUGGCUUCUGCAUCCCUAGUAGCAGGAACACCUGUGAACAUAUCUACGAGUUCCCUCAGCUCUCCGAGGAUGUCAUUCGCCUCAUGGUGGAGCACCCUUACGAGACCCGCUCGGACAGCUUCUACUUUGUGGACAACAAGCUGAUCAUGCACAACAAAGCCGACUACGCCUACAACGGGGGGCAGUAGCUGCAGGAAGGCGGCGAGGGACCACACCGCCCCAACCACGUUCACCGCCGGCCUCAGCAGAGUGGGGGCCAGCAGCUUCCUCUCCAUCCAAGGAGAUGCUGAGCAGGGCUGCUCUUUCCUUCCCCGACAUCCUUUCCUCCUUUCUUCUUGCUGUCCCUUAGAUCUCAAAGGUACUCUUGUUGAAUAACGGGUUAGGAUAUGGCCUCUUUCAGCCAGUUAAAGAAGAAAGCUUAUUUCAACUUGGUUUUAGCUGUGUUUGUGCUUUUCAGCAGAGGUCUCUUAGAGAACUACACUCAAGUGGGAGUCCUCUGAGGGCUUCACAGACAAGUCAACAGCUGCAUUUUGUUGAGCAGACUUCUGUCCUUGGGGCUGUGGAAGUCUUCAAGUUGGGCCUCUGCUUCUGGUCUUCCUCCUCUUUUGGAUUUACUGCUUUGCCUGGCAUGGUCUUUUCUGACUAAACUUGUCCCCAUACCAGCCCAAAGGGCUCGGGGUGGGAGGAGCAGGAGGGCAGGGCAGGGCUUUGGCCUAGGGUGGCUGAGUCAUGGGGCCAUAUCCUCGAGGACCCUGGCUUUCUGUUUGGUUCCCAGGACUCUCGGUCAGGUUUGGCGUCUUCUCCUGGAGUCAGACAGGUUUCAGCUUCCCUCCCAGAAGGGAAAUUCGCAGACAGGACUCCUCUCUUCAAACUGGCAGUGCCUUCCUGUCCUCAUUUUGGGGGAGCUUUAAGUCCAUGGCCAAUUUGGCUUCCGCCGCCUUAUGUGCUCAUUUCAUCUCAUUAGAUAGAAUGUAUUGAUUUUAGUUGUGGGGGUAAUUGUUUACUCUGGGAGCAGCCUGUUGCUACUCAGACUUUCCCCCACUGUAUUAUUUUUUAAAAUUCUGACCUUCUCAAAGAUUUUAUACUCUGACAAUGGUGUUUCCACUUUAUCUGAUCUGAGGCUAGACUUAAAAUAGUAUUAAUCCAGGUUUCUGGAAUCCAUCGUGGUCAUCAAGUGAGCUAUAGUUGUAAACCAGCACCAUCUUAGAAGAAAGAAGUGGCAUCUGUACUGUAGAGAGUGUGGCGGGGGGGGGGGGGGUGGGGGAUGGAGGAAGGAGCGUGGACACUCACUCCAGGGCCAGGUGGAGUGACCUCCGAAUUGAGGAAACUUCGCAGCUUGAUUUUUCACUACAGUUUUCAGAAUCUUGCCUGGCUGUCAGACCAAAGUAAAUGUUGUGGCCCUUGUAGCUAGUGGACGAGAGUGUGUGAGGUGUAGGGGGAAGAUGAGAAAGGUUGGCUUGGCCUCUCCGAGAGAUGGCCCCACCGGGCCUUGCUCAUCUUACUAGGUACCCCUGCUUCAGACUUGGCUUUAUUGAUUGGUUCCUCCCUUUGAUUGUUCGGGUACUUUUAUGGUGCUCAACCAAAACAUGGAUUUUUAACAAACAGCUUGUCAUUGCUGUGGUCACCAUUAGCAUUAGCCUAAAGCUGUCUGGUGGAAGUCCCCAGAGGGGUUGUCAUGAAAGCCCUGAAAGAACCACUGACACUGGGGGAAACCAUGCCCCUUGAUAGGGAGGAGAAGACAUUCCUAAAUAGGCAGGGCUGCCAUUUUGCUUGGGUGUCCCUGCCUCUAUUUGCCCGAGACCCUCUGGUCAUGAUGUAGUUGCUGGCAUGGCUCCCAAAACCUGGGCAAAGGGAAUGGGUCAAGACUUGUAUCUCGGGGCUGCCUGUGCCCGUGCCCUGUGCCUUGGCUGCAUCCCCACCCCAAAGGCUGGUUGAGCUAGAGAGCUGAGUGAGUGAAGGGGUCAUCUCCCUGCUGGGGAGACAGUCGGUCCUGAGAUGAGAGCUGAGCAGAAAUCCUGGUGCCUUACCUGUGGCUUUGCCCCGGUGCUGCUGGGGAAGCAUUCUCGUGGUUUCUUCUUUUUUUCACGGGCAGGUGUUAACCUCUGCCUUAUGACCUUUGGUUUUCCUUUUAGCCAUGCUGAUGGGCAGCAGAUUCUGACUGGUCUCUUCUUCCCCCAGCAGAGUGCCCACCUGGGUGUUCUUUGGGAGCUAUGCACAUCACCACUUGGACCCCCAUCUCUCAGCCAUAUAGUGUGUUCCUGGGGCUCUGCACGCCAUCAAACUUUCCUGGAUGCAUGGAUCAGAAGGGACUAGGUUGUUUUAGAAGUGACUUUCCCUCUCAUUGUGUAGUGUUCUCACGCUUAGUGUUCUCUUUCCCCAGGAACAGGAGGCCAGAGAGGCCAGGCUUGUGUUUGAGGCUGUGGCUCUGCUUUGGCUGGUGCUCUAACAUGUCCCCCACACACCUGUCUUGGACUCACUAGAGACUUGGGAACCCGAGAAAAGUGAAAUGAGAAGUCGUGUCCCCAAGAAGCCAGUGCUGCUGGUGUCCACUUUCGAGCUUGUGUCCCUGGGGAGUCGAGAAAUGCCAGAACUGUGAGGGACAGCUUAGAAUCAGAACCUGUAGCUACGGUGAGACAAAAUGAGGACACCACAGUCCCCGAUUAAGUAGUAAAACCAGACAGGAAGGGACCAGAGGCCAACGUCCUAAGGUUUCAAGACUAGCACUUGGCCUUUGGGUGGUAGGACCUGUAAGGGGAGGGAGGCCCAUGCCCUGCCCUGCCCUGCCAGGGUUCAUUCCUAAGACGUGAUCAUUCCAGGAGACAUUCUGGGACCACUUGAUAGAAGGUGGAUUCUGUUCUCUGUGUCCUUCUUUGGCCUUUCCCUUGUGUCCACUUGUAUUUCACCAUAGAGCAUCACAGCAGCCAGUCCUUCCCUACAGAUCCCUUCUCCAAAGAAGAUCCUCAUUUGGUUAAGUGAAGCACCCCAAAGGGUAAGUAGAGAACAAAUGGAGAUAGAUUUGGGCCACCCCUUCCCUCCCAGCUUGAAGCUAGUGCCUCCCGAGAGACAUGGCCUCUCUGCCUUGUUAGCAGAUGACAGACGGGACUGCCCAAGCAACCCCAGCUGGAUCUUCAGAAAGAGGAGGGGAGCCGUCUAUAGGGGUUUACUGUAGGGCAUUAAAACUUAGAGUUUCACUUGCUGAAGAACACAUGCAAGAGAUGUUACUUUUUGAUAUUGUAGCUGUGACCAGCUCCCCAGAGAGGCUCCCUCUUCGGGGGUCUGCUGGCCCAGAGAUCGGGGCAGAGUGCUCAGAUGAAAGGUCCAGCAUGGGCCCUUGCGCUGGGCACCAGUAUUCCCAAAUGCAGAAAUUACCUCCCGGGAGUUUGAGCCCAGUGAGCUGAGGCCCUCCAUUGCUGCCAUCUCUCUCCGUGUUACUCAUUUCUUUUGUACAAGAAGGAUCUGGUGGUUGGUGGAUUCUCCCUCUUGUUUUACAAAGGAUCAUGUAAAUUCAUUGAAGUUGUAAAAUUCUAUUUUUUCCAUGUAAAUCUAUUUUCACAGAAUGUAAGAAGCAUCAGUGACCUGGUCUAUACCUCUCCCUCUCUUUCCUACUCUCUCCACCUUUCUUCCAGUGUAAUGUCUCUGUCCAAAGUGAACUAGGUGACUUAUUUGUAUAAAAUGUUAUUUUGUCACGAUCGAUAGGAAUAAAAGGACAUUUUCACAUUA